Molecule: messenger RNA, 2639 nt
Organism: Acaulospora colombiana
Lineage: Eukaryota; Fungi; Glomeromycota; Glomeromycetes; Diversisporales; Acaulosporaceae
Source: the annotation of a GenBank genome assembly
UCCGACAAGCGUUUAAAGGCUAUCGAGCUCAAUGAAAAGGCCAGACAAAGGGAGCUGUCUUCGAGAUCAGACGCAGAGGCUAAUCAUAACCAGACCACCGGUGUAGAGUCCAAUGUCACACGCUUGCUGGUCUCGAUCAAGAAGCUGCUCGAAGGCCUGACAGAUUGGAGCAAUGGUGCAGUCACAGAUGCUCAAAUCAGUGACAUGUACGUUCGUCUUGGAAACGAUUUUAAUGCAGCUGUGAUUGCAUUCGAUGGGUUUGGUAUUGACAUGGGGAGAGUUCCUGACGAACUACGCGAUAUUUUAGAAACAUGUCUCACAGAGGAAGCAUCCCCCGAAAACUUGGCAUUGUACCUGCCCGGAGUUCGAAAGAUCAUCACACGGCUAUUAGAGGGCCUUCGCAAAAAGCAAGACGAAUAUAGACUCCGUGAUGGAUCUGGAACUCGCUCACGCCGUACAUCUAGAGGCGAGGCGCCACAAUCUGACGACCCUGGUCCACGAGAGGAGUCGACGGGCCAGACUGCCCGUUCUACAAGCUCGAGAAGCUCACAACGACGAACAAACAGUGCUUCGAUGAGGCAGAGUGAUAUCCCUGUACCCCCGAUUCCUCAGACCGAAAGUGGCCAAGCUGGACCCUCUUCCACAAGGUCACCUUCACAAAAGAGGAUGCCUAUUUCACGCUCCGCGUCGGCGACCCCAGCACCUCCAGACACGGACAGCGAGACGCCUCGCAAGACUUCACCACGGACUCCACGCCAAAUUCCGGGCACACUUCCUACAUCACCUUCACCAGAAGUAGAUGCACCCCUUCCUUCUUCGAAACCAGAAUUUACACAACCCCACAUCCCCCCAGAAGUCCCGCGCUACUCUCUCCAGGACACCCCCUUGGCCCCAUUUUCCGUCGAAGUGACAUCUCCUACCACUCCUGAUGCGGUAGCUGAACAAAGGCCAGAGACGCCUGAAGGCCCAAGCACACCCGCUGUCGAGCAGUCUCUUGCAGCGCUAAAGCAGAGCGAGACGCUCCAAAGGCGUGCCUCUAAACGAUUCUCGACCUAUACCAUGUCCAAGAUGGCUGGUACUGGUUUGGGAUCUGUUUCAAGUGCAUCCAAUGCUCUACGCCGAUCUAUGGCUGCGGGUGCUCUGCUCACUCCGGGGGAUUUGACCGCCUUGACAGAGGUAGAUGAGAACGCCGAGGAUAGUGUCAUCACAACGCCGAGACCAAAUAGAGAUUUGGCGAGGAAGAGAAGUUUGGAAAGGCGACAACGAAUGCCGACUCUGGACGAAGUUCAACCUCCUGUCCCCUCUUUACCAGACGUUGAAGGGAAUGCAGCCAAGAGUCUCAAUGCCAGUAUCAAUGGUACCGCCAAUACUUUAGAUGCCUCGAAAGAGUCAGAGAGGCCAGAAUCACCCCGCGAAUUGACCGUCUAUUUCCAAGUCGGAAGACAAGUGAAGAAGGUCAUGAUGGAACCAGUAACAUCUUUCGCCGCUUUAAGAGUGCUUUUUAUGAACAAGUUUUUGUAUAAUCCGGGCUCUGGGAACUUCCCAGAAAUCUAUAUUCGUGAUCCUGCCAGUGGCGUACAGUACGAACUAGAAGACGUUUCAGAAAUCAAGGACAAAUGCUUACUAUCCCUCAAUAUUGAACCACUCGAUCAGAUUAAGCAACAUAUCGAUAGUCAAAUUUCUAAUCUUUCACAAGAGAUCAAGGACCUCAAACAGUCUGUCGCAACAUCUAGACGAAUGUCACUACCUAUGGCCCCUCCGUCUCCUGGUCUGGUCAACAAUGUCGUGCUCAGCUCGCGGCCUACGGAACGCCAGUUCCAAUCCGUGGCACAACGGAUCGGGAAAGCGCAAGCCCGCAGCGCAACUUCGAUGGCUCCUCUUGUCCCUCAAAUGACUGGAGGAUCGGAUGCUGGAAGUGUUGCCGCCUCACGAAUCGUCGCCGAUCUCAAAUCCCAAUUUGACGAAGUGCAAAACAUUCGACGCGAUCUUGGUGUUAUGAGGCAGAUUUAUGUGGAUUUCACCAAUUCCACAAAAGAAUCGCUAGCAUCUCUUCGCGCACAGGCCACCUCCGUUCGUCAGGUUGCAAAUACAAAGAUCGGUGGUGCUCGCGCAUCGAUCGAUUCAGGCAAAGCGCGUCUCGACAAACGCAGUCAAGACGUCCUCACGGAAAUCGAAGAUUUACAGGACACGGUCGAAAACUUGAAGGACGAUGUUCUCAAGCGGCACAUCAACCCAAGGUUCGAUGUCAUGAAACGUCUCCGAACUAAGAUCGACUCGACAACCAAGGAGCUGGAAGAUCUCAAAAACCAUAUCGCGACCAUUCGACCUGGCUGGAAGAAGACGUGGGAGCAAGAGCUUCAGAAUAUCGUCGAGGAACAGCAAUUCUUGAGCCAUCAGGAAGAGCUCAUCGAGGAUCUAUACGAAGACCACAAAGCACUUGCAGAAGUGUUCGGACAUGUCGAGAAGGUCAUUACGAUUCGUGGCAAGAGUGGUCCAUCUCGAUCGUUUCGGCCGCCUCCUGUUGAAGAAGGACACGGCGGGCUGAGCACAGUCAUGUUGGAAAUUAGAGGCGCCCGAGUGGAGUCCGACAAGCGUUUAAAGGCUAUCGAGCUCAAUGAAAAGGCCAGACAAAGGGAGCU